UUUGCCGAUUGGCGUCCAAGCAGCAGCAGCAGACCAUGAAGUCGCCGGCGCUCUCUGGUGUGACCCCGCGCGGCCACGUCACGCGGCUCUCGCUCCGGCGAGACGACGAGCAUCCGUGGCAAAAGUCCCAGCCCUCGCUCACCGACUCAUGCCUCGGCUUGCCCGGUGCGGCAGCCAAGAAGCCCAAGGCGUCGGCCUGGGAGUCGCUUGUGCAGAGCCUCAUUUACGGCGUCAUUAACUCGAUCCUGACGAUCCCGUGCAUGUACGGCUACGCCGCCAUCAUCUUUAGCCACUCGGACUUUACCACCUUCAUGCCCGCCCUCGCCAAGCUCGUGCUCCUCUCCAGCGUCGUGCACCAGAUCAUGUUUACGACGCUGAGCUCGCUCCCUUUCGCGAUUGGCCAAGUCCAGGAUGCGGGCCUCAUCUUCCUCAGCGCCAUGGCCACGUCCAUCUGCAACACGCUGGGCGAAGACGUGCCGCUCGAAGCCAAGGUCACGACCGUCCUCGUCACGAUCGGUCUCUCGACGGCGGCGCUCGGCAUGACGCUCGUGGCCAUUGGCAAGUUCAAGCUUGCGGGCCUCGUCUCGUACCUCCCGAUGCCGGUCGUCGGCGGGUACCUCGCAUUCAUUGGGCUCUUUUGUCUCUUCGCCGGCCUCUCGCUGUGCACGGGCCUAGUCAUCAACGACUUUAGCUCGAUGGCGCAGCUCGCGUCGUGGCACCGUUUGCUCUUGUGCGCGCCAGGCGUCGCCGGCGGGUACCUCUUCCUCUACGUGAGCCAGCGCUACGACAACUCGUUUGCGCUUCCGAGCGUCAUCGUCGGCGUCCCGAUCCUCUUUUUCUUCGUGCUCUACGGCUUUGGCUACAACCUCGAGGACGCGCGCGCGUUUGGCUGGGUCGCGCCGCUCGCGCCCGCCGCCGGCUUUUCCGAGAUGCUCUCGCUCUUCUCGUUCGAGCAUGUGCACUGGUCGGUCCUGCCGUCGCAGGUCACGACGUGGGUCGGCAUGACCUUUGUCGUCGCCUUCUCGUCGUGCCUCGACGUCGCCGCGAUCGAAAUGGACAUGGGCGCGCAGCUCGACAUUGACCACGAGCUUGCGUGCGUCGGGUGGAGCAACUUCCUCUCGGGCAUCCUCGGCGGCUACACAGGGUCGUACAUCUUUUCGCAGACGAUCUUUACGUACCGCUCCAAGACCAACUCGCGCGUCGUCGGCAUCUGCGUCAUCAUCUCGGAGUUUGCGCUCGUCGUGCUUCCGAUCUCGAUCAUGAGCUACGUGCCUCGCUUCUUCUUUGCGGCGACGCUCAUCUUUAUCGCGAUCGACCUCCUCCUCGAGUGGCUCGUGCACGUCUACCACAAGGUGCUCUUCCAAGAGUACCUCGUGCUCUGGCUCUCGUUCUUGGCCAUCAACGCGGUCAACCUCGAGCUCGGCAUGAUCAUUGGCAUUGGCUUCGCCAUCGUCAACUUUCUCAUCGGCUACGCGCAGGUCAACCAGGUCCAGCGCGUGUACAAGUCGUCGACGGCGAUCCGCAACUACGCCGCGCGCAGCGUCAUCGCGGACAAGCGCGACGCGAUCGUCGUGCUCGAGCUGCACGGGUACCUCUUCUUUGGCACGUCGGUGCACAUCGUCGAGGACGUCAAGAAGUUUGUACGCGUCCUCAAGCCCGUCAACCCGUACGGGUCGCUCGUGAACCGGCCGCUCGAGCACCUCGACGGCACACCGCUGUCGCCCUCCGAGUCCAAGAACCGUCUCCCGACGCGGUACCUCGUCCUCGACUUCAAGCGCGUGACGGGCAUGGACGCGACCGCGGCGCGCAGCUGCUUUAUGAUCCUCCAGGAGCUCUGCUCGUCGCACAAGAUUGACGUGAUUUACGCCAACGUGCUCCCGUCCGUCUCGCGCCUCCUCAUCAACAACGACAUUGUCGACGAGACCGUCCUCUACCGCAACUGCGACGAAGCGCUCGAGUACUGCGAGAGCCACCUGAUUCUGGCCUCGCGCACCAACUCGUUCUUCCGCGCCGACGCCUCGCUCCCGCUCUUGCUCAACCGGUUUGUCGGCCUCCCGGACAACGCGGCGUUGUUUGAGCCGCUGGCGCCGUACUUUGCCAAGCAGCUCGUCGAGUCGGACCACUACUUUUACCAGAUUUCCGAGCCGUCGCGUGCGUUUUACAUCCUCGGCGCCGGCAGCGUCGACCUCUUUAUGAACAAGGACGGCUCGGUCGACAACGGCGAGAGCGCGUCGCUGGCGCUGCUCGAGAAGGUGCACGUGGGCGCGAUGUUUGGCGAAGUGGAUUUCUUUGUGCAGCAAAUCCGCCACCUCUCGGCGCGUGCGUCGAGCGACUGCACCGUCUUUUGCCUCACGCGCGACGCGUACGAGGCCAUGAAGCUCGAGCAGCCGCGCCUCUACGACGAGCUCCGCGACGUGAUCAUCAAGAGCAUGGCGCUCACGAUCGGCAACAACAACUGGCUCGCGCUCUAACCUACAACUCUUGCCGCUGGAUGUAUAUAACACAAUAGAGGUCGCCUUGUGAUGUACUA
Messenger RNA from Saprolegnia parasitica CBS 223.65, 2530 nucleotides. RefSeq lists its product as hypothetical. Lineage: Eukaryota; Oomycota; Saprolegniomycetes; Saprolegniales; Saprolegniaceae. The record is from RefSeq and is a predicted model, not a curated record. The transcript has 4 exons. Gene Ontology annotation, cellular component: membrane. Bases 36 to 2471 code for a protein of 811 amino acids.